AUGGUUAUUGGUAUUUCAAGAUUAACUGGAUCUAUUGGCCAAAAAAGCCUAGUUUCUGGUGUUCGUUCUUUAACAACUGCACCAUCACAAACCACCAAAAAACCGGAAAAAACACACUUUGGAGAUUUAUCUGAUGAAGACAGAAUAUUUACAAAUCUUUAUGGUAAACAUGAUUAUCGUUUGAAGGGUGCUCUUAAAAGAGGUGAUUGGUAUAAAACAAAAGAAAUAAUUCUUAAAGGCCAAGAUUGGAUAAUAAAAGAAAUCAGUACAUCUGGAUUACGUGGUCGUGGUGGAGCAGGUUUCCCUUCAGGUAUGAAAUGGGGAUUUAUGAAAAAACCUUUUGAUGGUCGUCCAAAGUAUCUUGUCGUUAAUGCUGAUGAAGGAGAACCAGGAACUUGUAAGGAUCGUGAAAUUAUGCGUCAUGAUCCACAUAAACUUAUUGAAGGAUGUCUUAUUGCUGGUGUUGCAAUGGGAGCCCGUGCCGCCUACAUUUAUAUUAGAGGUGAAUUCUACAAUGAGGCAUGUAUUCUUCAGGAAGCUAUUCAUGAAGCUUAUAAGGCUGGAUAUAUUGGAAAAAAUUGUCUUGGAACUGGUUACAACUUUGAUAUCUUCGUUCAUCGUGGAAUGGGAGCUUACAUUUGUGGUGAAGAAACUGCUUUGAUUGAAUCUAUUGAAGGAAAACAAGGUAAACCUAGAUUAAAGCCUCCAUUUCCAGCUGAUAUUGGUGUUUUUGGAUGCCCAACAACAGUUACAAAUGUAGAAACUGUUGCUGUUGCUCCAACAAUUUGUCGUCGUGGUGGUGAAUGGUUUGCUUCAUUUGGUAGAGAAAGAAAUCGUGGAACAAAAUUAUUCUGUAUCUCUGGACAUGUUAAUAACCCAUGUACUGUUGAGGAAGAAAUGUCUAUUCCACUUAAAGAUUUAAUUGAAAAGCAUUGUGGAGGUGUUAUAGGUGGUUGGAAUAAUUUGUUGGCAGUUAUUCCAGGUGGAUCAUCUGUACCAUUAAUGCCAAAAGAAGUUUGUGACAAUGUACUUAUGGAUUUUGAUGCACUUGUUGCUGCUCAAUCAGGUUUAGGUACAGCAGCUGUAAUCGUCAUGAAUAAACAAUCAGAUGUUGUUAAAUGUAUUGCACGAUUAUCUUUAUUUUAUAAACAUGAAUCAUGUGGUCAAUGUACUCCAUGUCGUGAAGGUUGUGAUUGGCUUAACAAAAUUAUGUGGAGAUUUAUGCAUGGUAAAGCCCAAAAAUCGGAGAUUGAUGCUGUUUGGGAAUUAACUAAGCAAAUCGAAGGACAUACUAUUUGUGCUCUUGGUGAUGCUGCAGCUUGGCCAGUUCAAGGACUUAUUCGUCAUUUUAGGCCAGAACUUGAACGUAGAAUGGCAGAAUAUGCUAGCAAAAAAAUAUCUACUGAAGAAGUAAAAGUUGCUGCAGCUGGCAGUCAUUAA
This is a messenger RNA of Strongyloides ratti, 1440 nucleotides long. RefSeq names its product NADH dehydrogenase (Ubiquinone) flavoprotein 1. Bases 1 to 1440 code for a protein of 479 amino acids. The transcript has 2 exons. Gene Ontology annotation, biological process: mitochondrial electron transport, NADH to ubiquinone. Gene Ontology annotation, molecular function: NAD binding; NADH dehydrogenase (ubiquinone) activity; FMN binding. Lineage: Eukaryota; Metazoa; Nematoda; Chromadorea; Rhabditida; Strongyloididae. The record is from RefSeq and is a predicted model, not a curated record.